AUUUGGCAACCCUGAUUCACACCGCGAUGCGGGAGGAAGAGAUCCGCCAUUUUACAGCAGACAAACACACUCAGAGCACAAAACAUUCAUGGGGUGUCAUAUUUUCUAAAACAUCGACGAAUUAUCAGAGUUCUUAAGAACAAAUCUAGAGAAAGGGGGGGCUUUAAAGUGUGUUUGAAGAUGUCUGUCGACAGGAGAGAUGAGAAAGACGGGGAGCUGAAUGUGCUGGAAGACAUUUUGACUGAUGCUCCUGACCAGGAUGAUGAGCUCUACAAUCCUGAGAGCGAACAUGAUGUUAAUGAGAAAAAAGGGUCUAAAAGGAAGCACGAACGAGGAGACAGCCAGGAUGCGAAGCGGCUCAGAGCCUCAGGACACACCACCAGACAGCAAUUAAAGAGAGCUGCCCCUUCUUCUGGAUCAAACAGCAAAAAGACCAGCAAUCCCAGAGGAAGACACGCACCAGAAGAGCUGUAUGAUGACAGAAAGAACCAUGCUGGAAGAGGAUCCCGAGCUGAUCUACCUAAAGGAUACAGUGAAAAAGGCCCGUCCCGCAGCCGAGACUCCCAGAGACGGAUCAAACCCCUGCUGCCUGAGCUGGCUGAGAAGAUGCGGAGGACCAGCGAGGACAGUACGGGCAGAGCGAGUCGCUCCCCCAGAGAGGAAGAGCCUCAUUCUGAAGAAUAUGUGACCGGCAGCUCUGUGGCUUCCUCUGAAGGAAACUGCUCGGAUGUCGAAGAGGAAGGUGCCAUGCAGGAGGAAGGGGAAGAGAAGGAAGUGGAGGAGGAGGAAGAGGAGGAAGUGGAUGAAGAAGAGGAGGAAGGGGAUGAAGAAGAGGAAGAGUAUGAACUGGAGGAAGAGGACCCACAGGAGGGAACUGAACAGAAUGACUACGACACCCGCAGCGAGGCCAGCGACUCCCAGUCGGAGUCUGUGUCCUUCUCGGAGGGAGAGUCCGUACAUUCAGGCUCGGGCUCAGAGGCGUCAGAUGAGGAAAGCAAAGCCGAGAAGCACGCUAGAGGGAUAUCACCAAUCGUUUUUGAUAGAAGUGGAAGUUCAGCUUCAGAAUCCUAUUCAGGGUCUGAAAAGAAACAUGAAAAACUGUCCUCUUCCGUCAGAGCCGUGAGGAAGGAUCAAACCAGCAAGCUGAAGUAUAUCCUGAGAGAGGCCCGGUUUUUCCUAAUUAAGAGCAACAACCAUGAGAAUGUGUCCCUGGCUAAAGCAAAGGGUGUGUGGUCCACUCUGCCCGUCAACGAGAAAAAACUCAACGCCGCUUUUCGCUCUGCUCGAAGUGUUGUGCUAAUCUUUUCCGUUAGAGAGAGUGGAAAAUUUCAAGGUUUUGCUCGGCUCUCGUCUGAGUCUCAUCAUGGAGGUUCUCCCAUCCACUGGGUUCUGCCCGCAGGCAUGAAUGCCAAGAUGCUUGGAGGAGUCUUCAAAAUUGACUGGAUUUGCAGGCGGGAAUUACCUUUCACAAAAACUGCUCACCUCUCUAAUUCCUGGAAUGAGCACAAGCCUGUGAAGAUUGGACGUGAUGGACAGGAGAUCGAACCAGACUGCGGGACACAGCUGUGCAUGCUCUUCCCACCCGACGAGAGCAUUGACUUGUAUCAGGUCAUUCACAAAAUGCGCCACAAGAGGAGGAUGCACUCAGAGCCUCGAUCUCGGGGCCGACUACCCCACAGAGAGCCCGUCCCUCGGGACGUGGGAAGGCGUCGUCCAGAAGAAUAUGACAUGCACAACCGGAAGCGGCCCAGGAUUGAUUACACCCCAGAAUUCCCUCAGAGACCAGGUUUUAUGCAAGACCCUCGCAAUCAGCCUGUGGACAGGUCGGUCUCGUUGUCUUUCCCCUCAUUAUCCUCCAUUUCCGAGUGGUAUUUCACGUAUGAUAACGUAAUAAUAUCUCUUCACAGGCGCUUCACUGGUGUUAGGAGAGAUGUGUUCCUCAACGGAUCCUACAAUGACUAUAUGAGAGAGUUCCACCACAACAUUGGUCCUCCUCCACCAUGGCAGGGAAUGGCGCCGUACCCUGGUAUGGAGCACCCCCCCCAGCACCCGUACUACCAGCAUCAUCAUCAUCCUCCUCCGCCCCAGGCCCACCCUCCUUACUCCGGACACCAUCCCAUGCCCCAUGAUGCCCGCUUCAGGGAAAAGAGGGUUGUUCGCUCUUUCGCCUCCAGUUUGCAUGACUACGACAUGCGUGUGGACGAUUUCCUGAGGCGAACACAGGCCGUGGUGAGCGGACGCAGGAGCCGCCCGCGCGAGCGUGACCGGCAGAGGGAGCGUGACCGGCCGCGGGACGGGCGUCGAGACCGAGAACGAGAGCGCGGCAGAGAGCGUGAUCGCGAACGAGAGCGGAUUCGAGACCGGGAGCGGGAGAAGGAGAGGGGCCGAUACCGGAGAUAGGGAGGAGUGGUUUUAAACCUUUUUGUUCCCUUUUCCAUUUUGUAGAUAGUGUGUUAGAUUUAGUUUAUAAUUUUUUUAAAAUGCAGUUAUUCAUCCAAAAGCUGAACUGAAUCUUCCUGGGCAUUUUUUUUUUUUUUUUUUUUUAUGUUAUCAGUCCCAUGCCAUUGUUAGCAUCAUGCAUGCAGUGCAUUAAUAACUGUGAAACCAAAAAGCAUUUUUACCCUAUUUUCUUUUUUUUUAUUUUCUAUUUUUAAUCAUUGUUUCUGUUGCUGGUUCUGCAUUGAGAAGGAGCUGCUUUCCCUUUUGUUUUUCCUGCUCAGACGGUCUGUUCCUCGUGUGGCUGUGGCAGUUUUUAGGUGUUUGCUAACACUGCGCUCGUCUUUGUGAUUUCUGUUGUACAUUUAAAUGAGGUCAUAGGUGCCAGUAUUCCAAGGCACUACUAAACAUGACUGUUGUAUCGAGUAUGUUUCUUUGGCUUUGUCUGACGCCAGGCUUGUUUUCUAGUGUUUUGAUCGGGAAGUGGGUAAAUAUUCCCACACUUGCUUCCUCUGUCCAGUGAAAGGAUAAAUGUCAUGAAGGUUUGUAAAAUGACUUAAGCCAUUUGUUGUUGUAGUAUCUGUUGGAUACUAUAUGGAUACCUUUUGUACAAAACAAAAAAUAAAACAAAGUGAAUUGCU
Molecule: messenger RNA, 3077 nt
Organism: Megalobrama amblycephala (Wuchang bream)
Lineage: Eukaryota; Metazoa; Chordata; Actinopteri; Cypriniformes; Xenocyprididae
Gene: ythdc1
Product: YTH domain containing 1
Exons: 16
Coding region: 181-2400 (739 amino acids)
Biological process (GO): regulation of alternative mRNA splicing, via spliceosome; mRNA splicing, via spliceosome
Cellular component (GO): nucleoplasm
Molecular function (GO): N6-methyladenosine-containing RNA reader activity; mRNA binding
Source: RefSeq, a predicted model, not a curated record